GAGGCGGCCUGCAGGGAGCAGCCGCGAGCCGGCUGGGCGCGCCGAGCCCGAGCCCCUGCCAGAGCGGGGCGGGGGAGGGAGGAGCCAAGAGCGGCCGCCGCCUCUGCCGGAGGAGCCGCGGGGCCGCCACACUCGCCCCCCGCCCCCCCGCGCUCACUCGCACUCACACCCGGGCGCAGGAGGCGGGCGGCCCGGGCCCCACCGGCCCCCCAUGGACGCCCCCGGCACGGGGCGCUGAAACCCCCGCGUCGCUGCCCAGCCCGGUCCAGCGCGCCACGCCGAGGGACCUCUGGACAGGACAAGAUUCAGAAGUUACUCUUCCCACCCAGGACCCCUUUACAGACCCAGCUUGCUCCCCGACCCAGCCCUACCACCUGCCAUUCCCUGGCCCCUUUCACCGCCCGCCCCCCUUGGGGCUCAGGGCAUGGUGUGAAAGGCCAAGUGCUGAGGCGGGCACCAUGGGUGCUGUGCCCUAGGGCCUGGGUGGCAGGGGGUGGGUGGCCUGUGGGUGUGCCGGGGGGGCCAGUGUGCCCACCCCAGUCUCUCGGCGUGCUGGAGGGCAUCCUGGAUGGAAUUGAAGUGAAUGGAACAGAAGCCAAGCAAGGUGGAGUGUGGGUCAGACCCAGAGGAGAGCAGUACCAGGUCACCAGAUGGAAAGCGAAAAAGAAAGAACGGCCAAUGUUCCCUGAAAACCAGCAUGUCAGGGUAUAUCCCUAGUUACCUGGACAAAGACGAGCAGUGUGUCGUAUGUGGGGACAAGGCAACCGGUUAUCACUAUCGCUGCAUCACUUGCGAGGGCUGCAAGGGCUUCUUUCGCCGCACAAUCCAGAAGAACCUCCAUCCCACCUACUCGUGCAAAUAUGACAGCUGCUGUGUCAUUGACAAGAUCACCCGCAAUCAAUGCCAGCUGUGCCGUUUCAAGAAGUGCAUCGCUGUGGGCAUGGCCAUGGACUUGGUUCUAGAUGAUUCGAAGCGGGUGGCCAAGCGCAAACUGAUUGAGCAGAACCGAGAGCGGCGCCGGAAGGAGGAGAUGAUCCGAUCACUGCAGCAGCGACCAGAGCCCACUCCUGAAGAGUGGGACCUGAUCCAUGUUGCCACGGAGGCCCAUCGCAGCACCAACGCCCAGGGCAGCCAUUGGAAGCAGAGGCGGAAAUUCCUGCCGGACGACAUCGGCCAGUCACCCAUCGUCUCCAUGCCAGACGGAGACAAGGUGGACCUUGAGGCCUUCAGCGAGUUUACCAAGAUCAUCACCCCGGCCAUCACCCGCGUGGUGGACUUUGCCAAAAAACUGCCCAUGUUCUCCGAGCUGCCUUGCGAAGACCAGAUCAUCCUCCUGAAGGGGUGCUGCAUGGAGAUCAUGUCCCUGCGGGCAGCUGUCCGCUAUGACCCCGAGAGCGACACCCUGACGCUGAGCGGGGAGAUGGCCGUCAAGCGGGAGCAGCUCAAGAAUGGCGGCCUGGGUGUCGUCUCUGACGCCAUCUUUGAACUGGGCAAGUCACUCUCUGCCUUUAACCUGGAUGACACGGAAGUGGCUCUGCUGCAGGCUGUGCUGCUAAUGUCAACAGACCGCUCGGGCCUGCUGUGUGUGGACAAGAUUGAGAAGAGUCAGGAGGCGUACCUGCUGGCGUUCGAGCACUACGUCAACCACCGCAAACACAACAUUCCGCACUUCUGGCCCAAGCUGCUGAUGAAGGUGACUGACCUCCGCAUGAUCGGGGCCUGCCACGCCAGCCGCUUCCUCCACAUGAAAGUCGAGUGCCCCACCGAACUCUUCCCCCCACUCUUCCUCGAGGUCUUUGAGGAUCAGGAAGUCUAAAGCCUCAGGCGGCCAGAGGGUGUGCGGAGCUGGUGGGGAGGAGCCGGGAGAGAAGGGGCAGAGCUGGGGGCUGAGGGAGACCCCCACACCUCUUCUCUCCUCCCUCUCAUCCUUGGAUAGAUUCAGCUCCCCACACACACCCCCACACUGCCCUGUCCCUCCUCAGAACCUCCAGCCCUGGGACAGGGCAAACAAAUGAACUUGCUAUGAAAAGGACAGUGUGGGAGGCGGGCGGGGGGACCGUGUCCUGCAGUUCCCAGGACCAUGUCCUCUGAGAAGGUAGGAGAAGGGAGGGAGAACUAAGAGCGGACAAGCCAUCUUGACCGUAGGGGAUAGAGGAAUGUGGGGUGGGGGCAAAGGCCCUCACUCACCCCCUACACACACACACACACACACACACACACACACACACGAGAGAGCCCCCUCGCCCAGUCUCUUGGCCUAGGUCCCCCCUCCAGGCUGAGGGCCUCUCUGCUUCCCCAGAUGCCUGGUGCAAAGAAAGGCUUGGCUUGGCUCCUCCCCUGGAGGUUAAAAAUUACAGUCAUUCUAACUGCACUUUGGAAACCAGGCAAGGGGAGAAGAUAAAUGAAGAAAUACUAGACAGAGGAAAAAAGAGCGAGCGACUGAUAGAGAGAUGAUAUUAAGUUAUUAACUGAGGCUGGCCAGAGGGGAGGACCCCCCCUCCCACCCCCGAGCACUUUGAGAGCUGCCCCCCUCCCCCCAAAUCAGAGAGAACUGCCCCCCCCCACAUCAGGUCCCCAAGGGUAGGGCUGCCAUCAGAGCUGUGAGCUAAUACAGCAGGGUCCUGGCCACGCCCCCUUGCCUUGCCCCUCCCUCUGUGCCCUUUGGCACCCCCCGCCCCAGUACUCCCUCUGCUCUCUGCCACUCGUGCCCGCUGAGUUCCAUCUACCUCUCACUCUGGAUGCCAGCUGGCCCCUCACCAGCCUGCCCUGCUGCCCGCACAGCUCCCCUUUCAAGUGCCCAGCCCCGGGGGCCUCUCCCUGUCACCCCCCUUCCUCUUCUGCAUCUUGGCACCCACACAGGAAAAACUGUGGCUCAAGCUCCCGCCUUCCUCACAUCCUGCAGUAUUAGCUACGAUCCAGAUGCUGCUGCCCCGUGGCGGGGGUUGGGGGGCGGCAUGGGGGGAGGCGAAAGGGGUGUGUUUGAGCUUCUCCCAGAACCUGCACACCCGCGGGCCCCUGUUCCCAUCCGUCUGCUGGGCUCUCUCUAACCCCUGCCUGCCUUCUUUCCUGCUCCCACUAGCACUACCCCAGACUCUGGGUGGGCGGGCCCCAGAAUGGGGUGCUUAGAUCAGUGGCACUUCGUCAAGGCCCUGGGGGAGAGGGUGGUUGGUGCUCCGCCUUUUUCCUUUGAAGCUCUUUAGGCCAGCUGCCCCUGUGCCCCUGGGACCCCUUCCCCCUCUUCUUUUCUCUAAUUCAGGGACUUUGGCUUGAGCCACCUCCCACCCUCCUGGUGAGGAGUGCUCUGUUGGUCUGCACUUGGGUGAGCUGCCCUCCUCCUCCCUUCUUUGCCAGCGCCCACUCCGCAGGGAAGAGAGGGAGGGAGGAGGUAGCCCUCUGAGGGUGGGGGAGGGGAGGGCGGGGAGGGACAGAGCAGACCGGAGGGCCCUGGGCUCAGGGCUGCAUGUCGGCAGGGAUGGAUGGGUGGACAUAGAUGCCCCCGGAAGCCAUGGGGAAUGGGCCAGGGGGCGGGGGGCGGGGGGGCCAGGGCUUCCUGCGCUUUGCACUAUUGGGGCAAAAUGUCUUAAGCAGUGGGGAACCUGCCACCCCACCCUGACCCUCAGCCUGCCACAGCCCCCUAUACACAUGUACACACAUGCGUGGAAACACACACACACACACACACACACACACACACCACACAUGGGAAGCCCAUUGGGGCAUGUCCUUUCCCCACUGUUCAGGUGUUCCGACGGGGGGUGGAGGGCCUGGAAGAGCAAGGCUGCCACCUGUGCGUGUGCCUGCCCCGCCCCCUUGGGCUCUUGGGCUGCCCUUGCGGUCUUUGUCUGUCUCAAUCCCCAUCUCUCUUCUGGGGUACUGAUUCCUGUAUUAUUCCAGUCCCAUGGAUAAGCCCUCUCAUACCCUCCUCCCACCCCUGGGGGCCCAGUGGAAUUCCUGACCUGUCUGCUGUCUCCCCGUCCCUCCAUCCCCACCGCCACGUCUCCAUUCCCAUUCUCAGCCAUGCACAUGGUGGAGAAAAGGCCUCCAAGAGGCUUGGCCUCUUACAGGCACUUGGGAAACCCUCCCUCCCCACCCACCUCUGCCCAGUCAUGUGAGCUGUGAUCCCCCACUCCUCCCCGUAACCCCUGACCCCUCCCCCCACUCUCAGUGGGGUAGGGUGUGUGUGUGUGUGUGUGUGUGUUUCUCUGUGUGAAUGUGUGAGCAAGUACACGUGGUGGGGGAGGAGCUGGGGGACUCAGGAGUGCCACGCACCUGCUCUAGAUGGGCAGCCAGCCGUCCCAGUCCCUGCUUUGGAAGUGGGGGACAGGGCCCUCUUCUGGGGGCCAUUGGUGCUAAUGAGGGGGAUGGCCUUGAUGUGGGUGCUUAGCCUGCCUUCCCCAGUAUUGGCCCGGGGCACUAGGGCAGGCAGAGUGGGGGCAGCAGGUGCAGUAUUGGUGGGAGGAGGGGCUGCUGGGACGAGGAGGAGGGGGCCAGGCCAGGACAAGGGGGUGCCAGAGCCAUGACCACUACCCCGCCCCCACCACCCGCCUCUCCAUCUCAGUAUUCCCCCUCCCAUCACUCAUAACACACAUACCUCAUCCAGCCUCCUCCCUGCUCAGACCUGGGGAGGGUGGGGGUGGAGGAGCCCCUACCCCUUCCCCUGGUGGCGGGUCUACAGGGCUGGGAGAGGGCGGGGCGUGUGACACAGACACCGUCCAGAAGGGGGACAGCAACUCCUGCCCUGGGAGCUCCUGGGUGGGAGGAGGGGGACACUUCCCUGCAGGCGCUACUGAAUGUAUGAGAAGCUGGUGCUGGGGUGGGGGGAGGGGGGCUGUGGCCAGAAACAGGGAAGGCAGUAGGUCCCUUCCCCAGGGAGGGGUUGGGGCCAGUAGGGGUGACCUGGGGGCUCCUACUCCUGCCCCACGUUGACAAUCAGUAUGUCUGUUAUGUGCGAUUUUUCACCCCCGUUGUGUUUUGGGUCAGGAUUUUAAAGAAAGAUAUUUUUAUGGUAAUUGUUGCUCGUCUAUUUUACUAUAUAUUUAUGUAAUAAAUAUAUGAUGAAAAUAA
This is a messenger RNA of Capra hircus (goat), 5064 nucleotides long. It is a transcript of the gene THRA, whose product is annotated as thyroid hormone receptor, alpha. Gene Ontology annotation, biological process: thyroid hormone receptor signaling pathway; cell differentiation; negative regulation of transcription by RNA polymerase II. The coding region runs from base 584 to 1816 and encodes 410 amino acids. The transcript has 9 exons. The record is from RefSeq and is a predicted model, not a curated record. Gene Ontology annotation, molecular function: nuclear receptor activity; zinc ion binding; RNA polymerase II cis-regulatory region sequence-specific DNA binding. NCBI's taxonomy places the organism in Eukaryota, Metazoa, Chordata, Mammalia, Artiodactyla, Bovidae.